AUGCAAAGCGACAAGCCCCGCUUGAAGGUGCCUGUGGAUUGCUGUACUGCCCCAGGAAUGCUGAUGUGUGUUGGUUCGCUGUUCUUGAACCGUGGCCUUCCGGCCACUUCAGUGACAAUAGCCUGCCGAAUCAUCGCAGUCCUGGAGAAACAGUGCAACUACAACGGCACUUUGAAGCUCCUGAGGGAUCUGCCCCAGACGCACUUAGAGGUCAAGGACAACGAAGUCCGUGUGGAAGCAUGGCAUGCAGCCUUGAACUACUUGCAGUUGGGUGGUCUCGUUCAACUAAGCGGCAAGUACUUUCCUCACGACCGUGUGGUGCUAACCGUCGGCAAGCUGGUUUUCUUGAUGAUGGCAGCCAGGCAAAGACAGAGUCUGAGACAACAUGCAGUUGUCUCAGCUUUGCAUCGGAGGCUGAUCUUCAUGUUCUGUCAGCACUUGGAACUAGAACUGGACAAGCCCGAAAGCCGGUUGGAGAGCACCUGUCCGAACCCCAGUCGGUGCACGACCUUUCACCCGCUGUCUCGCGACAGUCGGAGUCGUGGCAACCCGGUCUUUCGGGAUAGGAUUCUCUCUACUUGGGGGGCCAAGAGUGGAGGGUUUGCAUCCACCAAAGAUGAGCUGGAUUUGCAGCAGCUGGGGCUUGUGGCAGAGGGCUCCAAAGUGGCACAAAGGGCUUCCGGAGAGUUCCUCAUAAGGUAUUUUGCCAAAACUUCGGAGGCCUUGAAAGCACACCUCCAUUCGCAGAAGGCCUACAAGUCCAUCAACUUUUGCUUGGAUGCAGCUAGAGUUUGCAAGAUGGAGGUGCUGUCCUUCAUCAUCCGUGUGGGCACAAAUGCACAGGGGGCUUUGGUGCAAAUUCUCCCAGACACCGCUCCGAUGAGAGAUUCCGCUACUACGAUGAAAGCAUUGGAAAUGGCUCUUGAGGGCGGUCUUCCAGAAAAAGGUCGUAAACUUGUCAAUACGGCCAAACACCUCGUGACCUACCGUGCCAGCACAAAGCAGCAGUUGCAUGCACUCAAGAAUGCAUUGACUGUGUUGCUCCCGGACUUCUCCUUUGCACAGACGGUGCCGGACCAGGUUCUGGCCCCCCGCGGCAAUCGGAUCCGCUUCGAGAUGACGGACGCUGAGAAGCGAAUCAUGGGAGAGCCUCUGGACAAGGCCCGCUACUUCCUCUUCGACAACAGCACCGGGGAAUGCACGCCGGACUUCUAUCCACGGUGCGAACGCGAUGUGAUGCAGCUGAUAUUCUCGGCGGACGAAGGGACUCCUGGCUUCCUGUCCUGGUUGUGGAUUGCGAAUGAGGGGUGCAGGACGCUUAUGUGGGCGGAUUUGUUCCAUAAGCUGCACAGGAAGCAGGCCCAGGCCAUCUCCUCGAUGCCGGAAGCUAGCAGCCUCAUGAAACGUUUGACGAAGAUCUUCCGAAGCUCCCGUGCACCGUGGAGCACGGCAAAGUUCGGUAAGCAGAGAGUUGAGUCUCGCACCCGAAUGCUGGAGGCAGUGCAGGCCAAUCCCUCCUGCAAACUGCUGGAAAGCUUCUUAGAUGGCUUGGCCAAAGACAUGGGGGUUUCCCCCGCGACCUUGUCCAAUCGUCAGGCCAUCGAGGCUUUGAAGCAACAUGCAGGUACUUGGCAUUGUCGCCUCAUGGAGACGGUGUGGCAGUGGUGGGAGCAAGGCAUCAACCCAUGGGAUGCCAUGGGCACCAGUUGCAACGCGGACGAGGGGCAGAGUGAUGAGCAAAAUAAUCACUCUAUCCGUGCUCUCUACUUUGAGGUCCUGUCGGACUCGACCAACCAAGAUCUUAUGCGGUCGAACACAGUCCUUGAGGCCUGUGAAGUCAAGGCGAUGGAAUACCUGAACGUGCUGUCAUACGAGACGGACCGCACGGCCAAAGAAACGUUGGAGUUCCAUUUCCAAGCCUUGAUCCAUUGGUUGUCCGCCAUGUUCGAGGUUCCUGAUUAUCAUGUCAAUUACCCGUGGCGGGCUGUUCUGGCCCUGGAUGACGGAUCUUGGCCAGGAGUUCUAGAACACAUGAAGGAGGAGUGGGCCUUCGUGUCAUUCCUUGAUAAGUUGCAGAACAGCUCCAAAAUCUACGUGCAGAUGGGGUUUACACGCAUGCAACUCUUCCGGGAACUCUUCAUCGAAGCAGAGGCCAUUGGUUUCGAUGCUAACCACCGGUGCAGCUCGGAGGUAAGGCAUCUUGCAUGCUCAAUGGCUGCCAGCAGCAACGGUGCAUCCGACGAUCGAGCCAUCUUGACCAGCCUGGCAAAUGAACUGACUUUCAAUGAUCUGAGAGAUUGUCAAAGACGCCACUCUAAGUCCGAGAUGAGCAAGGCAACAAAUGUUUGUGCCGCUGCCGUACGGUCAGCUGCAAUCCGCAAUCCGCUGGACGGCAUCGUCUUGGACAACAAGGACUGGAUGAUGGAUGAGAGUCUUCGCAGUCUUCGUUCCAACAUCUUGGCAUCCGCACGUGAGGGGGACAAGGAUCUUGGAAUCAGCAUUUAUGGUUUGGUUCACAACAAAAAAUGCGAUGCUUUGACGAAGCCUCACGUGUUCUGCCAGCGGCUCCGCCUGUAUCAAGCUCUCAAAGCAAAGUUCCUCGACUGUCAGGGUGCCCUGGAUGUGGAGAUGGUCAUGCGAGAUGCUUGGGCAUCCAAUGUACCCGCGACUGGUUGCUUGUGGCAGAUGGAGCAAGACAAUCCGGACUCCGUCUGUGUGGUUCUUCAAGCAGGCCCAGACUCCGUCCGCUACAUGUUCGCAAAGCAAUUGCAGGACUACGAUGCCGGCACAUACGAGCUGGACCGGGAGGAGCUGGAGAUUCGCGAAACUUUGGACUUUCGGAUGAGCAAGGGCCUCUUGUCGAUGCCAGAUCCAAUCGUGUGCCCACGUCGAGGUCUACUGUUCCGUGCACAAAAAUGGGCUCCUCCUGGCGAGUUCCUGUGCGAGAACAUGAUUGCGAGUGUCAAGGCAGGAGUCCUGAUUGAGUACGGCAAAAGCAUCGGCCUCAAUCUUUCCAAGGCUUCUCAACAAUCCAGAGUCCGACAAAUCAUGGAGUUUCACAAGUACCCACAGGAGUUCAUUCAGGAAACACUGGAAAACGUUCCGGUGAAGGUGCAGAAAAAGAAGGAGAAAAGCGCCACGGAUGAAGCAGGUGAUGACGACAGCGAGUCCGAAGCUGAGGCACAGGAAGUGCUCGAUUCUUUGAAUUACAACAUCGAGGAAAACGAGGCUCCCGAGGAGACUGAGGGAGAUGGCCAACCCGGCGAGGCCUCCAGUGGGAGUGCUGCCGCAGCUGUUGAGCAGUCCGCCUCUGCAGCUGCUGGUGGGGCUCAUGAGGGACCGUCCGAAGCUGCAAUUGCUACGGAGGGUGUGAUUGCAGAUGAUACAGACGGCAAUCGCAAGGAACGGUCCGCUUCCUCCUCUGGCUACGAUCGCAAACCUGCACACAACUUCGAUGUGCCGCAGCAUGAGCUUGCUCCUGGAUGCAAAGCAUACAUUGGACAGCCAGACGAGGAGUCUCCUUUCAUUCAGGUUAGGAUCCUCCCGAAGCUGCUCUUCAAUGGAAAGAAGAGCCGGGCAUUUUCCUUCGUACCCGAAGGCAGCCGACCGCUGCCCAGAGGUGCCACUCGAAGUUUUCAGGAUGCAUGCACUUGUGCAACAACAUGGAGCAACUUCUUCAACAGCCUUUCAGAAGAUCAAAAGAAAGAUAUCCGUGAAAAGUAUCCGUCUCAGGCCACAGGCCAAAAGGCCCCGGGCAAAUGCUUAGAACCAGAACUCUUGGGUGUGGAGGAAGAAGCGACGCAAGAGGACAUCAUCCGAGCCUAUCGUCAGCGAGCUUUAGAGCAGCAUCCCGACAAAGGUGGGGACAAGGAUGACUUCGAUGCGCUGAACAAGGCGUAUGCCACCCUGAAUGAUGACGCGCGCAGGCGUGCCUACGAUCUGCAGCUUGCCAAGGCGAGGGAGCGCGAGCUCUUGGUCGAGGGCGGCCGAAGCACCUUCUCCAAGCAGCAGCUGCAGGCGCCCAUGCCUCGAAUCAAGACAGCUCCAACACCUGGCUCCAAGAGGCAGGCCCAGAUGCGGACAUCGCAGCCCGGGAAGCCACAGUGUUGCGCCCACGAGUGGAAGGGCAUGGGCUCUG
This is a messenger RNA of Symbiodinium necroappetens, 4138 nucleotides long. Lineage: Eukaryota; Dinophyceae; Suessiales; Symbiodiniaceae. The record is from the annotation of a GenBank genome assembly.